UGACAACGUCAAGGCAAACGCACUACAACUUUUGAUUGAAUAUAUCCAAGAAAAAUACUCGAACACGCUUAACCAGAAAAAAAUGGAUACACUUGAAGAGUAUGCGCUUAGACAAGAGAGGCUGCACAGAAUCCAGCUACAAUCUGAAGAGUAUCCUGGAAGUUUGAUCCAACAAGCCAUAUCGAGACUUCAGAUGGGUGAAGAAUUACCAGAGGAGAUUUUCUCAAUCGGGGAGUCAUUGAGUGUCUCCAAUUACGGACAAGCAACAGGAAAAAUGGUCCCAUGUAAAGGAGACGCUAUAAGUUUUCAUUUUGGUGAUUCGGGAAAAGUAGUUUCAAUUUCUGUUUCAUCUUCAUUACCACCAGAUGCCAAAUCGAUACCUUGCAUGACUUUGGAUGACAUAAGGAAUCAGGUGUCUCCUGGACAGGCCCAAUUUUUAGGUGUGAAACAUCCCGGUAUAAACCCAUUGGGUGCUCAAAGAGCCACAAAUAGCAAAAAGUCCUCAUUUGCUAGUGUACUCGAAAAUUCGAGAAACACGUUGAAAUCGAAUCACAAACUUCAACACCUUCCUCGUUCUUCUGAUCACAGAGACGAUGUGGUGCAAAUUUCGAGGAUAGCAGCCUUGCCAUCUGCACAAAAAGAACUCACAACUCGGAAUAUGAAAAGAAAUUCCGAUGAAAUUGCAGAGGCUGAGCAUACAAGAAAUUUCAAUGAUCCGUUGGAACCAUUCCCAAUUAUUCAUCGAAAAAACAUUCGAUUGACAGAUGAUCAAGUUAGAGAAGAAUACUUCAAUCGUCAAAGAAUGUAUCCUCAUGAGAAAAACGUUAAGAGUAAAGAAGCCGAAAAUAAUUAUUCUUCAGAGGCCGAUUCUGAAGAUUCUCCAGAAGUGGUUCCAGUUCAGCAACAAAAACGACGACCCCGGCAGAAUUUUUCCAAUACAAUCUCGAACGAGCUGAGGAUUGUACAAGAGCGAUUCCACGGGAGUGUUCCGAAAAAAGACGCUGAGGAGGUUGCUGAAUCAAUGAAUCUCGACAAGACAAGGGUGAACAACUGGUUCAAAAAUAAUCGGAAGAAGUACAUCCGAGACAAAAAUAAACGCUUACAACUGCACUGAAGAGCCGAAGUAGAAGAUCUACAAUUGAUUAUUUCGACGACUGGUGUUCAUUUCUUAUAUAUGUGCUCACCUCGAUUUAUUUACAUAUAUUAAAUACAUACCUCAAUUUAAUAGCCAAAAAA
This is a messenger RNA of Caenorhabditis elegans, 1236 nucleotides long. RefSeq names its product Homeobox domain-containing protein (gene ceh-57). The transcript is spliced from 9 exons. Gene Ontology annotation, cellular component: nucleus. NCBI's taxonomy places the organism in Eukaryota, Metazoa, Nematoda, Chromadorea, Rhabditida, Rhabditidae. The coding region runs from base 83 to 1114 and encodes 343 amino acids. The record is from RefSeq and is marked reviewed. Gene Ontology annotation, molecular function: DNA binding.